AACCAGACACGGCUCAUCGUUAAUACCAAGACAUUUCAAAAACACAACUCACGGUUUACCUCAGACAUUAGUGAUAAUUCGUCACGGAAAUAUCUGAUAAUACGUGCAAUUUUGUAAUAUCAUCAUUGGCAAAACCGGAGAUCACUUAAAAGGAUGAACAACGGACAGGGGAAAACAACUAAAGAUGAUUAGUGCAUCAGAGAGAUUCCCAUUUAGACAUUAGUAAUAGAAUAACUGUCAUUCUCCUAUCCAUAGAGUUUCUGAUGUCCAUGUCUAGACAUCGUCUCUUGCACUAACCAAUUAAAAUUUUAAGAGGAGCAAAACAUCCAAUGAAGUAAAUUGAACUGUAACAUAUUCAGCAUUCUUGUAUAGUAUGCAACUUGCGCAUUAAAGAGAUACCCAUUUAGACAUAAAUCAUCAUCCCCAUCUCCUAAUAAGGAGACUCUUACUCUGAUCUGAUGUCCCUGUCUUUUCAUCGUCACUUCCAUCAAUCAAUCAAAAACCCCAAAAGAUAACCAAAUCAACGAGGGAAAUCAAAAUCAAAAUGAAAAUCAAAUCAUCUAGAAGGCCCAAACAAUAGCAACCAGAGAAAACCUUUAACAAUCAAGAUUAUAUCAAAUGAGAUCAAAUGUCUAAAGAGAAAAAUGCCUCAAGAGUUGAAUUUUUUCCUAUAGAUUAAUCUCUCAACGUGUAUUUAACACCAUCACAUGCAAACUAGGGUUUCUCGAGAAGUGUUAUAUGCAUGUAAUGGACAAGUGUUCUAACAUCUAUGCAUGAGAUGGACAAGUGUUGUACUAUGCAUGAAGUGGGCGAACAGAGGCGAUGUUAAUUAGGGCAGAGACAAGUCAAAGGUAUUAAUAGGCUUUGACUUACUGUGGACCAACUAGUACACAAGUAAAUCGACCAAAGCAAAAAAAAACGGUUUAAUUUUAUCGGUUUAAAUCAGGUUUGAUGAAACAAAACCGGUUCUGUCUCCACACAAUUCCGUUGGUCGACGUAUUAAGUCUCCCACCGAAAUCGAAGGUUGACCCUUCGGCUUGCUUCUUUGAGCUUUCUCUCUGUUCCACCAUUAACCUCCCCUUUUCCCUUCUUCUUUCCAAUAACAAUCAUUUUUGCUGCCUUUCUUUCUUUCUUUCUUCUUUCCUCCAUGAUCAUUCUCUUCUUUGUUACUUCGCCACCUCUUGUUUCCACGCAAAGAACCCAAGAUUCCUCUUGUUUCCACCUCUUUUAAUCUUCCGUUACAGUGAAAUUUUGUUCUCUAGAAAGAGUCACUCUCUGUGUCCGAAUUUAGACGUCCCCAUCUUCAAAGAUGGGUAGGGUUAAGCUGAAGAUCAAACGACUUGAGAGCACAGGGAACAGGCAAGUUACAUAUUCGAAGCGUAAAAGUGGCAUAUUGAAGAAAGCCAAAGAGUUAUCAAUCUUGUGUGAUAUUGAUAUUGUGCUUCUUAUGUUUUCUCCAACCGGCAAGCCUACCGUUUUCCAUGGUGAACACAGGUACACAACAAUAUAUUAUCAAAAACAUUCUCAAGUCUUGUUUAACAAUUUGUUCAAUGCAUCCAUUUUCCUUAUUUAAGUUCGUUUUAACGUGGUUGCUUACAGUUGCAUUGAAGAGGUUAUUUCUAAGUUUGCGCAAUUAACUCCACAAGAAAGGACAAAAAGGUAUGGUAAGCGUUAUAUGAUAAAAAGUAUGGAUUGCUUCAAACAAUUUUAUGUAGUUUGUGUUAUGAAGCUAAAUUAUAAAUCUCUUGUUUUUUUUUACAUAACAGAAAAUUGGAGAGCCUUGAGGUAAAGUAAAUAACUCACUGCAUUUCUUUCUUUCUAUAUCCUCUUUCUCAUUUUGACUUUUUUUGUUUUGUUUUGUUUGAAACACAAAUCUAAGCUUAUUUUUUUUGCUUGAUUACAGGCAUUAAAGAAGACUUUUAAGAAGCUUGAUCAUGAUGUAAAUAUACAUGAGUUUUUAGGAGCAAGGUACUUCCUAUGAGUUAUUAAGUAUAACCAUAUUUUGUCAUUUUAUAAGAUGUUUGUCUAACAUAUCUGAAAUGAUGUCUUCUCUAUCCUCCAGGAAUCAAACUAUUGAGGUAUGGAUCGGUUCUUGAAUUUUGUUAAUUUUUCAUGGCUCACCGAGUCAGAUGGCUAAAGUCAUUGUUAACCUUGACCACACGCCAGGGUCUGAGUAAUCAAGUAGCUAUUUUCCAAGCUCAGCUUAUGGAGUGUCAUAGGAGGCUAAGUUGUUGGACAAACAUCGAUAGAAUAGAAAACACUGAUCACCUCAAUUUGUUGGAAGAAUCAUUGAGAAAAUCUAUUGAAAGAAUCCAGAUUCACAAGGAACAUUACAGAAACAGCCAACUUAUGCCAAUAGAAUGUACAACCACACAGUUUCACAGCGGGAUACAGUUACCUUUGGAGAUGGGAGGUAAUAGUAGUAGUAUGCAAGAAGCUCACCCCAUGUCUUGGCUUCCUGAUAAUGAUAACCAACAAACAAUCUUACCUGGUGAUUCUAGUUUUCUUCCUCAUAGAGAGAUGGAUGGUUCGAUUCCUGUUUACUCAAACUGUUUCUUUGAGUCUGUAAAACAAGAAGAUCAGAUAUGCAACAACCCUGGACAAACAUUUGAGCAGUUAGAACAGCAAGGAAACGGUUGUUUGGGUUUACAACAAAUUGGGGAAGAAUAUUCAUAUCCUACAUCAUUUGGUACUAGUCUUGGAAUGGAAGAAGAUCAAGAGAAGAAAAUAAAAUCUGAAAUGGAAUUGAACAACUUGCAACAACAACAACAACAACAACAACAAGAUCCUUCUUCAGUGUAUGAUCCAAGGGCUAAUAAUGGUGGCUGCUUUCGAAUCCCUCAUGAUCAAUCCAUGUUUGCCACCGAUCAUCAUCAGCAUCAUCAUCAUCAAAAUUGGGUUCCAGAUUCAAUGUUGGGUCAGACUUCUUACAGCCAGGUUUGUGUUUCAUACCUUCCAUUUGAAAUUAUCUAAUUUAUAUGAGCCACUAAAGUGAAUUUGUCUAUGUAUCUUGGAUGAUUGCAGCAACCAAACUAACUUAAGGAUGAUUGGACUUGCUUUUGAACAAGGACGAGUUUAAGUCAUUUCUAUAAUGUCUAGUAUAUAUAUAGAGACAGAGAGUGUGUGUGUGUUUUUGGUGUACAAGUAUAUGUAUUAUGAGAGCUUGUGUCAUACCACAGGGGAUUUUAGGCAUUUUGUAUAUAAGAGUUUUUGUUAGAAACCAUAUAUUUUGUAAUAAUGAUAAAAGUCAUAAUCAAUAUGUAUAACUGGCUUAAGUAAGUUUUGACUUUUGAGAGACAAAAAAAGAUAAUAUCAUGAGUGUAAACCGAAGUAACAAAACAAAAUGAUCGAAGUAAAAAACGAUAUUAAACAAAGCUUCAUUACACGUAACCCUAAAUAAAACCUAUAAUCUCGUACUAAUUUUGCAACCCAUGGAGCAUUUGGUCAUUGAUAUUCACAUGGCAACUGGCGACAGCACAAUGGACAAACAUGAUUGGUCUCAAACCACUUAACGAUACGUCAACGUCAUGUCUACAAGGUAAAACCACAACUCCUCCGUUGCUAAACUCUUGCGGACACACUCUUCCAAGCUAAUCAUCUUCUUGUAUAUUUUCUUCUUAUUUUCCUUUUUAAUCUUUUGUUUGGAUUUUACGUACUUGACUACGAGCUUUCUUCCUAGUGGGCACAAACCGGAUACUACUGGUGUCAUCAAACGAGACUUGAACGGCUUCUUGAAUCUGAGACUCAUCAAUCAUCAUCAUCAUCUAGAUAAUCAGGAACAAGAUCCAUAUAUACGAACUUUCAAAGCACAUCCAAGAGAAUACUCUCUACUUGCGGGACAAGUUACUUCAUCAACAUAGACAAACAGGUUCAUAAUGAGUGAUAACACUGUCGAUGAAUCCAGCAUCCAAAAAGAAGAAAUUCAAGUCUUCUUUAUUUUCACACUCCUCGUUGUCAUCAUUGAUAUCAAGCCUAUUUACGCAAGCAAGAAAUACGGCUCAACGUUCUUUUGUUCCUAGACACGAGCUAUUCAAGAGAUAUCUGCUGAUCAGUGUGCCGGUGUUAAAUCAAAUAUUAGAGCAGAUGUAAGUAGGUUUUACAAAAAUUAUUAUAAUAAAAAAGGGUAUCUAAGAGCUAGGCCUGGGCAUUUUACCCGGACCCGAAGAUCCGACCCGAAACCGAUCCGAAAAAACCCGGUUCGGGUAAGAACCGACCCGAUCAAAUUACCCUAUCGGGUCUUGUUGUAGAGGACCCGCGGGUCUUGGACCCGACCCGACCCGAACCCGAAACCCGAUGGGUACCCGAAUUAAUAAUGUAAAUUAAAUAAAAUGCAUCAAGGGAGAAUCGAAGACAGGUUAUUUAUCUAGAGAAUAUGGGAGUCAACCACUAGGAGACAACGAAUUGUUGUUGUAUUUCGCAUAGUUUAGUAUAUAUACACAUUUUAAUAUAAUAAAAACACAAAUUUUGAAUAAAAUUUUGAAUAUAUUCGGAUAUAUAAAUAUUUUCAGAUAUUUUUUUGUAUUUUUAGGUCUUUUUUAGAUCAAACCCGAACCAAAUCCGACCCGAAACCGAACCGAAUCCGAACCGAUAAAUUCUAAUUACCCGAAUGGGUCUAACUAUCUAAGACCCGACCCGACCCGGACCCGGCACGACCCGAACCGACCCAGAACCGAAAAUUUGA
This is a messenger RNA of Brassica rapa (field mustard), 4681 nucleotides long. RefSeq names its product agamous-like MADS-box protein AGL65. Lineage: Eukaryota; Viridiplantae; Streptophyta; Magnoliopsida; Brassicales; Brassicaceae. The record is from RefSeq and is a predicted model, not a curated record. Gene Ontology annotation, biological process: positive regulation of transcription by RNA polymerase II. Gene Ontology annotation, molecular function: protein dimerization activity; cis-regulatory region sequence-specific DNA binding; DNA-binding transcription factor activity, RNA polymerase II-specific.